This is a messenger RNA of Trypanosoma grayi, 1380 nucleotides long. Its product is annotated as putative rac serine-threonine kinase, putative,protein kinase. The record is from RefSeq and is a predicted model, not a curated record. Bases 1 to 1380 code for a protein of 459 amino acids. Lineage: Eukaryota; Euglenozoa; Kinetoplastea; Trypanosomatida; Trypanosomatidae. Gene Ontology annotation, molecular function: protein serine/threonine kinase activity; ATP binding. The transcript has a single exon. Gene Ontology annotation, biological process: protein phosphorylation.
AUGGCACCAGACUAUGCAGGCUACCUACAGAAGGCGGGUGGAAGGUUCUACACGAAAAACUAUACCCGCUACUUCGAACUCCAUGGUUCCAUGUUGUAUUACUGGAGGGAUAGACCCUCGAACCCGAACGAGGAGCCUAUUGGGAGCCUCGACCUCACGAAUAUCCGGUCCAUCGAGGACGAGAGAAGGCCAAUGUCAUGGACAAUUGAGGGUGAUAAACUUCCCAAGGCCUACACCUUCACUGCUGACACUGCUGAGCAGAAAGAGACAUGGAUAAAAAAGAUGAUGAAUUUGGAUCCGUCCCACACUGCACAGCUCGGGACGGCAGAGCACAGCAGCGAAGAAGAAGAAGAGGUCGUCACUGUCUACACUGGGGAGCGGCGCAAAGUGUCGCUGGACGACUUCGAGCUCAAGGCAACAAUUGGGAGGGGUUCAUUCAGUCAAGUCUUUUUGGCACGUGAAAAGAGCACAGAUGAGGUCUAUGCUAUAAAGGAGAUGAAGAAGGAAGUCAUCGAGCGAGAGAACAUGGUGGAGCACAUUUUUGCCGAGAAGUUCAUUCUUCAGAAGAUCAGCCACCCUUUCAUCGUAUCGCUUCACUACGCUUUCCAGACGAGGAACUGUCUCUACCUUGUGCUGGACUUCCUCUCAGGUGGCGAACUGUUCUACCACCUUGGCUCCGUCAGGGUGUUUGACGAGUACCGGGCCAAGUUCUACUGUGGGGAGCUUGCCCUCGCGGUCGCGUACUUACACAGCCACGACAUCAUCUAUCGCGACCUCAAGCCGGAGAACGCCGUGCUGGACAAGGAUGGCCAUGUGUGCCUCACGGACUUUGGACUGGCGAAAAUGGACAUCAGCGAUGCUAGUAACUUCACCUUCUGUGGCACGCCGGAAUACAUAGCGCCCGAGUUCCUUCUUGGCAUGCCGUACGGAAAGGCAGUGGACUGGUGGUCACUGGGCAUUCUGCUGUACGAGAUGCUGGAAGGUAUUCCGCCUUUCUACUGCGAUAAUGUUAACGCCAUGUACGACCAGAUCCUAAGCGCGGAGUUGAAGUUCGGCAAUGGAGGCGGCGGUGAUGAUGAUAUGCCAGCGAUAUCAGAGGAGGCUCAGGACCUUCUUCGUCGACUCCUAGACCGUGAUCCCGAAAAGCGUCUGCAGGAUUUGGAAGAGUUCAAGAAACACCCAUUCUUUCACGACAUUGACUGGGAUAAACUGUAUCGGCGAGAGAUUGAGCCACCGUUCCGGCCUAACAGCAACGCGCUACGCAAUUUCGACCAGGAGUUCACGUCACUGGAACCACGUGUGACUCAUCAGGAUGAAGACGGCGGAGAGCACACCAAUGUUGCCGGUUUCACCUUUGACGGGAAUGUGGGAUCAGCGUAG